Molecule: messenger RNA, 2130 nt
Organism: Aspergillus homomorphus CBS 101889
Lineage: Eukaryota; Fungi; Ascomycota; Eurotiomycetes; Eurotiales; Aspergillaceae
Product: glycosyltransferase family 20 protein
Exons: 5
Coding region: 457-1914 (485 amino acids)
Biological process (GO): trehalose biosynthetic process; cellular response to heat
Cellular component (GO): cytosol; alpha,alpha-trehalose-phosphate synthase complex (UDP-forming)
Molecular function (GO): alpha,alpha-trehalose-phosphate synthase (UDP-forming) activity
Source: RefSeq, a predicted model, not a curated record
UGAAGUAAUACCUUCUAACCAACUACUUACAAGUUCUAUUCUGCCAGCAAUAUUAAGUGGAGCUCUUUUUACACCAGGGAAACCAAAUUUACCACUUUAAUCCUCGUCCAUGCCCUGUCCCUGAUCUUUGUCUCUGUUCUGCACUCCUGAUCUUCUAACUCACCGAUACGAAGCCAGAAAGCCCAUCACCACCCAUUUCACCUCUUCCGCCUCCCCUCCCUCCCCCCCGCCUCGAUCUCAUUAUAUUACUCUUCCAAUUUCUCCCUCCUAUCGCUAGGCCCCAAUUGACUCACCUCGUUUUGCUUUUCUUUUUCCAUUCCAUCCAAGCUCUUUCGAGAUUCGAUCUGAGAACAAGAAAAGCGGGGCAGACAUCUCCUAGCUCUCCUAGCUUUCCUAGCUUCUCUCCAACUCAAGCUCCAGCUCUCUCUCAUAAUUUCACAUUGAGUGUCACUCGUCAUGACUAGUGAUAAUUCUUCACAAGGCGAUUCCCGCCUGUUGAUCGUUUCCAACCGUAUCCCGGUCACCAUUCGACGAUCUGCCGGGGGCAAAUAUGAAUUUUCCAUGUCCUCGGGAGGAUUGGUGACGGGAUUGAGUGGGCUCUCCAAGGCAACAAAGUUCCAGUGGUAUGGCUGGCCGGGACUGGAAGUGCCUGAGGAUGAGAUCGAAUCGGUGACAGCGCGACUGUCCGACGAGUUCAAUGCGACUCCAGUGUUCAUGGACGACAAAUUGGCGGAUCGUCACUACAAUGGCUUCUCCAACUCUAUUCUGUGGCCCUUGCUGCACUACCACCCCGGUGAAAUUGUGUUCGACGAAGCAGCCUGGGAUGCCUAUCGUGAGGCGAACCGGCUCUUCGCUCGGACCAUCGCGCGUGAGGCUCGCGACGGGGACAUGGUUUGGGUCCACGACUACCACCUUAUGCUCCUACCGGAAUAUCUCCGGGAGGAGCUUCAGGAGUUGGGCAAGAAGAAUAUCCGAAUCGGAUUCUUCCUGCAUACGCCCUUCCCCAGUAGCGAGAUUUACCGCAUCCUCCCCGUGCGGAGUCAACUCUUGCGCGGCGUGCUGCAGUGUGAUUUGAUCGGAUUCCACACUUAUGAUUACGCGCGCCACUUCUUGAGCUGUUGCUCGCAUAUCCUGGGAUUGGUCACUACUCCGAGCAGCGUGGAAUUCAAGGACAGAUCGGUCGCUGUCGGGGCAUUCCCCAUUGGCAUUGAUCCCGACAAGUUCACCGAAGGUCUCCAGAGUCCCAAGGUGCAGAACCGGAUCGCCAGCCUGGAAAGCAAGUUCGAGGGCACCAAGCUGAUGGUCAGCGUUGACCGUCUCGACUAUAUCAAAGGUAUUCCUCAGAAGCUGCAUGCUUUGGAGGUCUUCCUCUCCCAGCACCCUGAAUGGGUGGGCAAGGUCGUGCUGGUUCAGGUCGCCGUACCGAGUCGACAGGAUGUCGAAGAGUAUCAGAACCUGCGGGCGGUGGUUAACGAGCUGGUCGGAAGAAUCAACGGCAAAUUCGGAACGGUGGAUUACAUGCCCAUCCACUUCAUGCACAAGUCGGUCAGUUUCGACGAACUGAUUGCGUUGUACGCUGCCUCGGACGCGUGUGUGGUGUCGUCGACUCGCGACGGAAUGAACCUCGUUUCAUUCGAGUAUGUCGCAACCCAGCAGAAGCGCAAGGGCGUGUUGAUUCUCUCCGAAUUCGCCGGUGCCGCGCAGAGUCUUAACGGAAGUAUCGUCGUCAACCCGUGGAACACGGAGGAGCUUGCCAACGCAUACCACGAAGCGGUCUCGAUGACCGAUGAUCUGCGUGCGCAGAAGUUUGAGAAGCUCUACAAGUACAUUUCCAAGUACACGAGUGCAUUCUGGGGCAAGUCUUUUGUCUCCGAACUAUCCAAGUACCCGGUCGGAGCUACGGAUGCAUCGUGAAUGAACUAUUGUCAAUUGGACUAUCCCCCCUGAUGAUCUUUUUGCUCUUCUUUUAUCUCUUUCUUUUCGGUGAAUACGGGCAUGAACUUUUUUGCUUUCGACCCAGGCGCACAAGUGAGCAGUCAACGAUUAUGUUUGAUAGAUUACCAGUAACAGCAGCCCCUCAUCAUUGCAAAGCACAUGACAUAGCAUUGAAUAUAGGACAGGAAAGGGAAU